Molecule: messenger RNA, 689 nt
Organism: Sitophilus oryzae (rice weevil)
Lineage: Eukaryota; Metazoa; Arthropoda; Insecta; Coleoptera; Curculionidae
Product: perlucin-like
Exons: 3
Coding region: 115-645 (176 amino acids)
Biological process (GO): biological process involved in interspecies interaction between organisms
Cellular component (GO): external side of plasma membrane
Molecular function (GO): carbohydrate binding
Source: RefSeq, a predicted model, not a curated record
CCCCUUAGCUUAUAUUAUAUUUUCAAUCUAGUCCUGUACUGUACGAAUCAAGAAGUUAUAUAAAGAUGAACAUGUAUAGGGAUCUUAAAAAUACUAUAGUAACAUCAAGCAAAAAUGAUGUUGACUCAGUUGAUUACAAGAAGAACUACAAUUUUAAGCUUCUUAGCUUUGAUUUUGUGUGAAACGUUAUAUGGUUCUGAAAUCCCACAAUCUAGAUCGAGCAAAAGUUACAAAUCAAAGGAAAAAGUUGAUAAAAAGUAUUAUGUAUCUCCUGAUAAGGGCAAUCAAUUCAGAGCCUAUAUCUAUUGCAUUUCUGCGGGUUUAGAACUGGCAACAGUUGAAAGUGAAGAAGAAACAGACAUGUUGAACGAAGUACUGGAAAAAGACGAUUUAAAAGAAGGCUGGAACGAAGGCUAUUGGCUGUCUGGAAGUAGUCUAGCUGAUCCGGAGAAGUUGGAAUAUUACUGGGUCUCCACAGGGCAAAAAGUCAUUUACACCAACUGGGCAAAGAACCAACCUGACAACGCUGGCAAAAAAGAAUUCUGCAUUGGGGUUGGACUAGUUGACAAGAAAAUUGCUUGGAACGACUACGAUCCAGAAACUGAACUCAGAUACAUAUGUCAAACUCGACGACCCUGUUGUUAGUCAACUCAUUAUACAGGGUGUCCCAGAAAUAAGUGCAAGUAUUU